AUGGUCUUGAACAUGUUCUUGAUUCAUCAGACUGCAGCAGCAAAUGAGAUUUUGUCAAUAACACUUGAUCUUCCACCACCAAAGCUUAAGACAAUGAAAUCUUGCCGGUGCCACUCAAGAAGACGAUGCAAUGAUCAACGUCAUUCAAAAGUGUCGCUGCCAGUGAAGUUCUUGAAACAGGUUCACCGACGUUCCAUGCAAGAGAAAAAGCUGAUGCUUCCUUCAUUCACAAGUCAUUUUGGUGAGGAAUUCAGCAGCAGUAAAUUUGCUACACUUAGUUUUCCAAAUGGGUUUUCAACGAGGGUUAGAUUAUCAAAGAUGGAGAAUCAAAAAACUUGCAUGGACAUUACAAAGUUGGUGGAACUUGGUUAUAUAAAUGAAGGGUUCAUUCUUGAAUUCACAUACAAAGGUUUCUCCUUUUUUAAAGUUGUCAUCUUUGAUAAUUCUUCUCAUGCUUGUCUUCAAAUUGAAUAUCCAUGCAAAGUUGAUGAUCAUAGAAACGUUUCUUUGAAAAAGAAAAAUAAGUUUAAGUCUUCGAUUGGUCAAAGAACUAAGAAAGAUGGGGAAAAAGUUGCUGCUUCAUCUGCAGCUCAUGGUGAUUAUAGAUCAUCAGAUGUGAAGGGAAAGCGAAAAAUUGGUGAUGUGAAAAAUUGUAAGGUGGAGGAGGAUUCAGAUGCUAAAAUUGAAACAAUGGGUACCAAGAAAAAGUUGAAAAUGAGUUCUGCUGCUGCAUAUCCAAAUACUGCAAGCAAAAGAAAAUGUCAUAAGGUUUCUUCAGGUUCUGAUCAUCCUAGAAUUAACAAGAGGUUUCUCCCUACAGAUAACCGAAAUAACGAGCAGAAAUACGAGAGAAAAGGGAAAAAGUGCAAGAUAGAAGAGGUGGAAACAGAUUUAGAAAAUUUUGAUAGCAUGAACUUAAAGUUGUCUCCAGAAAGCAAGAGGGCAGUGAAUGCAGCCAGAAAGUACAAGCCAAAAAAUCCUGCUUUUAUGUGUGUGAUAGAACUACGCAAUAUCGGUAGCUUGUACAUACCUGCUGCAUUUUACAACAAGCAUCUGUCAAGUAUUUCCAGAGACUAUCUGACAAUUCAAAUAUCUGAUGGAAAAAAAUGGCUAAGAGAGUGGUUACUUCGAAUAUCAAGGAGCGAUUGUGGAUGGUUGGUUUCAGCAGAAGGGUGGAUUCGCUUUUCGGAAGACAAUGGUUUAAGCUUAGGAGAUGUAUGUGUUUUCGAGCUGAUUGAUUCCAAGAAUUCUGUGUUUGAAGCUUCAGUAUUUCACGCAAGUUUGGAUUCAAGUGAAGUUUCUGAUGAUCACCUAAACAGAAAGAUCAGAAUCAAAAUCACACAGGCAGUCCAAGAACUGAAAAAUAUCAUUUCAAAACUAUAUGAAUGUGAAUCUCAGCAAGCAAAAAAAUUUCUUCAUCAGGCCAUUCCCUUCAGAAUCAACACUGACCAUAAGGAACUAUAA
Messenger RNA from Mercurialis annua (annual mercury), 1464 nucleotides. Its product is annotated as B3 domain-containing transcription factor VRN1-like. Bases 1 to 1464 code for a protein of 487 amino acids. The transcript has 8 exons. Lineage: Eukaryota; Viridiplantae; Streptophyta; Magnoliopsida; Malpighiales; Euphorbiaceae. The record is from RefSeq and is a predicted model, not a curated record. Gene Ontology annotation, molecular function: DNA binding.